UCAAUUCUCAUUCUGCAGAUGACUCCAGGAGAGAUAGCUCUUGCCAGUGGCAACUUUACCCCAGUAACUCAGUUUAUUUUGUUGGGCUUCUCUGAGUACCAAGAUCUACAGAUGCUGUUUUUCUUGAUCUUCCUGCUGAUCUAUGCUAUGACGGUGCUGGGCAACGUUGGCAUGAUGACCCUGAUCUACAUCGACGCCCGACUUCAUAGUCCCAUGUACUUCUUCCUCAGUGUCCUCUCGUUCCUGGACAUCUGCUACUCCUCUGUAGUCACACCCAAACUCUUGGUCAACUUUUUAGCCAAUGACAAAUCCAUCUCAUUCACUGGGUGUGUGGUCCAGCUGACCUUCUUUGUGAUACACGUGACAACUGAGAGCUUCCUUCUGGCUGCCAUGGCCUAUGACCGUUUCAUGGCCAUCUGCCAGCCCCUCCAUUAUUCUUCUGUCAUGACCAAAGUGACCUGCCUCCAGCUGGUGGCUGCCUCUUAUGGGUUUGGUGGAAUCAACUCCAUCAUUCAGACCGGGAAUGUCUUUGUCUUACCUUUUUGUGGACCCAAUGAAAUCACCCACUACUUCUGUGACAUCCCACCACUCCUUCGCCUGGUAUGUGCUGACACUGCCACAGCAGGCAACAUCCUCUACAUUUUCUCUGCCUUGGUUACCCUUCUGCCUGCUGCGGUCAUUUUCAUCUCCUAUGGGCUGGUCCUGGUGGCCAUCGGACGCAUGCGCUCAUCAUCUGGAAGGGAAAAGGCACUCUCUACUUGCGCCUCCCACUUCCUGGCCAUUGCCAUUUUCUAUGGCACUGUGGUCUUCACGUAUGUCCAGCCCCAUGGGCGUGAAGGUGGCAAGGAUGGUCAGAUAGUCUCAGUCUUUUACACCAUCAUCAUCCCCAUGCUUAACCCUUUCAUUUACAGCCUCCGAAAUAAGGAGGUAAAGGAUGCCUUUCGUAGGAGGCUCCAGGCCAACGUCUUCCCCCGCUGAGGUAUGUUAGGUUGUAGAAGGAAUACAUGAAGUGUGGUUCCCUCCAAGGUCCAUCACUGUUUCACCCCAGUCCUCAAACACAACUAACGGGAUGAAUGGUAGAAGAAGGAAUAGAUGAGAAAGGAUGUUGGGUAGAAACUCUAUCUGCCCAGACAGGACUAUAAAUAAGGAACAAUAAUUACUGAGAUGCCAACUGUCAAACAGCCUACUUCUCUCCUUUCAAUCCUCCUAGACCCAUCUGUGACUAGGAUAGAGAAUCCCCCCUAAUGGAGUAGAUGGCAAGAAGGUACACAUAGAAAAGGAAAUUGGGUAGAAACUACCUGAUCAGAAGGAAUUGUCACAGUGAACAGCAAUGGCUGAGAUGCCAACUGAGGACAGGCUGGACAAAUGCCCCACUUUCCUCCUUUCAACCUUCCUCAGUCCAUCAGCAUAGAAGAUCACUGACUAAACUCAAUUUGAUAGGGUUCCAUUAUAGUCCUUUGUAUUUGAUUUUAUGCAUUUAAAAAUAUUCUGAGACGGGGUGCACAGGCUGCCAGACUGACUGCCAGAAGGGGUUCAUGAUCGUACAAACAGAUUAAGCACCCUUGUCCUUGAGCAUAGUACAAUGUCUAGGAUAGAGCUAGCACUCAGACACAAUAAAUUCUUGUUGAAUGAAUGAAAGCUAUUCAAACUCAAAGUAUCCUUUAGGGAGUGGCAACAAAAACUGAGGACAAAGGACUUCUCCCAUCAUCCCUGGGAAAUCCGGAGGCAUCAGAGAUUUAAAAUUGGAAGGAACCAUAGAAAUGAGAGAGUCCAACUUUUUUAUUUUAUAGAUUUGUAAAUUAAGGUCCAGAGUAAAGUGGCAAAGGUAGGAAAUAUCAGAGUUCAGACUGAAAUCCAAAUCCUUAGGCACCACCACGGUUCUGUUUUGUUGGAAAUUGCUUUGAAUUGCUCCGAUUAUAAAACUUUAACAUGACAUAAAAUUAAAAACAAACACAUUUCUCUGUGCACAGGCUAGUGACUUUAGCUGCCCUUAUUCUGAACUCUGAUUCAAGGCCAGAGAGAGAAUAGCUUUUCUCUUUAAAAGUCCUUACCUGGGGGGAACGAGGUAGCUCAGUGAAUUGGGAGUCAGGCCUAGAGUCUGGAGGUCCCGGGUUCCAAUCUGGCCUUAGACACUUCCUAGCUGAGUGACCCAGGACAAGUCACUCAACCCCCAUGACCUAGUCCUCAUCUUUCUUCUGCCUUGGAACCAAUAUACAAUAUUGAUUCUAAGAUUAAAGGUGAGGAUCUAAAAAAAAUA
Messenger RNA from Monodelphis domestica (gray short-tailed opossum), 2257 nucleotides. RefSeq names its product olfactory receptor 5J3-like. Gene Ontology annotation, molecular function: G protein-coupled receptor activity; olfactory receptor activity. The record is from RefSeq and is a predicted model, not a curated record. Lineage: Eukaryota; Metazoa; Chordata; Mammalia; Didelphimorphia; Didelphidae. Gene Ontology annotation, biological process: G protein-coupled receptor signaling pathway. Gene Ontology annotation, cellular component: membrane.